Messenger RNA from Exophiala bonariae, 2094 nucleotides. RefSeq lists its product as uncharacterized. The transcript has a single exon. NCBI's taxonomy places the organism in Eukaryota, Fungi, Ascomycota, Eurotiomycetes, Chaetothyriales, Herpotrichiellaceae. The record is from RefSeq and is a predicted model, not a curated record. Bases 1 to 2094 code for a protein of 697 amino acids. Gene Ontology annotation, molecular function: flavin adenine dinucleotide binding; NADPH-hemoprotein reductase activity; FMN binding. Gene Ontology annotation, cellular component: cytosol.
AUGCAGUUCCUCAGUCACUGGGACCUUCUCCUCAUCAAAACAGCUCUUGGUGGACUAUCAGCUCUAUAUAUAGGAUCAAAAGUCCAGCAAGCUCUGCGUGUCCAGAACCUGGCCACAAGCAUCAGUCCUCACUUCAUCACAUCAAUCAAGUCAGACACCGGUCCAUCGCUCGCCUCAACCCGCAGUUUAAGAAAGAGGUUGGAGCAGACAGGAAAAAGAUGCAUUAUCUUCUAUGGCACUCAGACUGGGACGGCCGAGAAAUUCGCAUUGAUCAUGGCAAGAGAGCUGACUGCACGAUACAAUUUACCAAGCAUGAUUGCAGACCUUGACGACUACGAUUUCGUUGAUUUGGCAUCGAUGGAAUCGAACCUCCUGGCUAUCUUCAUACUUGCCACCUAUGGAGAAGGUGGCCCAACAGACAACGCUGUCUCAUUUGGGAAUUUCCUCAAACAGCAAAAUGCCCAGAGAGGCGCUACAGGUGAAAAGUCCAUGUCGUCGCUACGCUAUGCAGCUUUUGGUCUUGGGAGCAGCUCUUAUCAAUAUUUCAACCUCAUGAUUACCAAAGUGGACGAAACUUUGCAAGAGUGUGGAGCAAUGAGAGUUGGCUCGCUUGGACGCGGUGAUGACGGAAAAGGCACUUUGGAGGCUGAUUUCAUAAACUGGAAAGAGGCAACCUUAAACGACAUCGCCACUGACUUUGCCCUCGAGCAGGUCGAAUACCACUUUAAACCCAACUUUAAUGUCCAAGAAGCAUCGAGCAGCGAAAUUUCGGAUACAUUUCUCGGCGAGCCGAACAAAAAUCAUCUGAACGGCAAACUCUGCGGGCCAUUUACAGCUCGAAAUCCCUACCCAGCAAGAAUUGUGGAAGCAAGGGAGCUGUUCACAUCACCUAUACGCAAUUCCUUACAUUUGGAAUUUGACGUGUCAGAUUCUACAAUUACAUAUGAAACGGGAGAUCAUUUAGCAAUCUGGCCUGUCAAUUCCGACUUGGAGGUGGAGCGUUUCCUUAAAGCUCUCGACUUAUUCGACAAAAGAGACACAAUUAUCAACAUCACAAGUAACGACCCCACCAAUCAAGUCCCUAUUCCACCCAAAACGACAUACGCUGCAGCAGCAAGGUAUUACUUGGAUAUCUGCGCUCCCGUUUCGAGACAUACACUUACCAUUCUCGCAACUCUUACAGCUGGUCCAGAUCAGCAAGUUCUCCAACGACUAGCUAGCGACUCGCAACUAUUUCAAAGCGAGAUAAGUGACAAGUUGCUCAACCUUGCACAGACGUUGGAUAUGGCUGGAGCCACCGCAAGUUGUCUAGCCGUGGGAUUUUCUUUUUUCCUGGAAAACAUCCCGAAACUCCAGCCGCGAUACUACUCUAUUUCGUCCUCAUCACUGGUUUCGAGCAAGAGAAUUUGCGUCACCGCUGUCGUUAAUUCAUCUACUACUACGGGGUCGUGUUCUCCAUUCAAAGGCGUCUCAACGAACUACCUUCUCGCGAUCAAGAAUGAAGCUUGCGGUUCGCUGACGGAGAGCACUACUAUCCCAACACAUCGACUUGGCGGCCCUCGUGACAAACAUCACCUCCCCACCGCACUAAUCCACGUCAGACGAUCCAGGUUUCGGCUCCCCACCAAUCCAAGCACCCCAGUUAUCAUGGUUGGUCCAGGGACGGGGGUGGCCCCAUUUCGCGGCUUCGUUCACGAAAGAGCGUACCAGGCUCGUGCCGGGCGAAACGUAGGUCGAACAGUAUUAUUCUACGGCUGUCGAAAAAAAGACGAGGAUUUUCUGUACAAAGAUGAAUGGGAGAGUCACUCUUCCUCUUUCAAGAAAGGCCAAUUUUCCAUACAUACGGCGCUCUCACGCGAAGAUCAUACCAAGAAAGUUUACGUCCAAGAUUUAAUUCAAGACCAUGCGGACGAGCUGAAGGAGCUUAUUUUGAACCAGAAUGCGCAUGUUUAUGUUUGUGGCGACGCGUCACAGAUGGCGAAGCAGGUAUUCAAAGCAUUUGGAGAUAUCAUAGAUGGCUGUGUUCAACAGCCAAGCGACAAAUAUCUCAAGAGUAUGAAGGCAACAGGUAGAUGGUCUGAAGACGUUUGGUAA